Molecule: messenger RNA, 4197 nt
Organism: Cuscuta epithymum
Lineage: Eukaryota; Viridiplantae; Streptophyta; Magnoliopsida; Solanales; Convolvulaceae
Source: the annotation of a GenBank genome assembly
GUACGUAGUAUUUAAAAGGAAUGUGUUUUGAGAACUAUAGAAAAUGUACACACUAUUUAUGAAAUGUGCAUGCUGUAGUGUGAAAAAGGACAAACUUAAACUAUACUACGUACGUAUAUGCCAGAAUGCCAGAUGUAUCGGACAUCCAAACAAACUGCUAAAUAUGGGCAAUAUAUGUCCUUGUUUGGGUCAAAUAUCCCAUUCAUCAUCCAUGAAAGACUCACACUUAAAACACAUAAAGGCACAAACAAGAACUGAUACCACAAAGGUAACAAUCAUAGUGAUAUUUGCGAUUAUCAAUUUCUUCCUCAUAUCGGCCAGUACUCCCGCUUUACAAGAAUCACAAUUGAAACAGAGCUUGCUUUGGUCAUUGUUCCACUUCUCACAGUCACCGUCUGGUGUGGCAGCGGUUUGGUUGUUUGUUGUAGCAGCUACCCAAUACGUUGGGGUCACAAAAGUGAAGCCACAUUUUGCAGGAGGGACACAACAUCCAGACUGUCAAAUAGCACGUUGUCAAAUUCACUACAAGAAUCUCGCAAAUCAGUGGCGGAUUUUUGUGACGGAAAUGAGUCCGACAGUAUUUAGUGUCGGAAUUUAAUGGGGGCUUAACUCCGCCGGUAUUUAGUGGCGGAUUUUUCGCCAGUAAUUACCGUCAGUAAACAUUGACGGAAAUAUAUCCGCCAUUAAUAUCCGCCAGUAAUUUAAAAAAUUAAAUACUCCCUACCAACUCAUCCUAACUCCACACAAUCUUUAUCCUCACAUCUCACUCGACAUGUUCUCUUCAGCAGCUCCAAACUCGAAAUCUCAGAUUUCAGUAUGAGUAAUAAUAAGUCAUGGAUGUACAAAAGACUAGAGAGACGAGGAUGUCUAAAUGAUGAUUUCAAGGAAGGUGUAAAUGAGUUCAUUCAGACAACGCUAAAUUCAUAUUCCAGCGGUGUCAUUGCAUGUCCCUGUAGAAAGUGUAAAAAUCGAAAAUGGUUGACUUGGGAUAUUGUUAAGCAACACCUAUUUGAGAAAGGUUUUGUUGAGGACUAUUAUGUAUGGGCAGCACAUGGAGAGACACCCAAUUCAAAUGGUCUGGUUUAUUUUGAUCAAGCUAACUCCUCGUAUUGUAAUGCAUCUGAGGUCCAAUAUGAUCCAUACAAAUCAAUGUUUGAUGAUGCAGUAAGGAAUGAAUUCCCAACAGAAAAUCAAGGCGAUUUUCUUGUGAAUGAUGAGCCUAGUGCAGCAUCCAAGAAGAUGUAUGAGAUGCUAGAUAUGACGAAUCAACCAUGCUUUGAGGGUUGUCCAAUGACUGAGUUGAGCGCAAUGACUGAAAUGUUGAACAUAAAGACUGAGAUGAAUCUAUCUGAGGCUGCCACAGACAGGAUUGCUCAAUUUGUGAAUAGAUUUUUCCAAACUAAAAUCCCCAAUAGGCCUAUACCAAAUUUCAACAAAAUAAAAAGGAAGUUAUCAUUGUUGGGAAUGACAAGCCAGUCUAUUGAUUGUUGCCCAAAAGGGUGCAUGAUAUAUUGGAAAGGAGACAAUGAGCUAAUGGAGUGCAAGUUUUGCGGUGGUGCAAGAUACAGGAUCAGUAAGCAAACAAAAAAAGCAAUUCCACUUACAAAAAUGGAGUACUUCCCACUUACUCCUAGAUUACAAAGGCUUUAUGCAUCAGAUACUACCGCAGAGAAAAUGAGGUGGCACAAAGUUCACCAUAGAGAAGAAGGAGUUAUGCGUCAUCCAUCGGAUGCAAAGGUGUGGAUUCAUUUUGACAAUCUCCAUCCAGAUUUUGCUGAAGACCCGAGAAAUGUUAGGCUUGGUUUAUGCAGUGACGGGUUCCAUCCAUUUGGACAAUUUGGUCAGAAAUACUCUUGUUGGCCUAUCAUAGUGACACCAUACAACUUGCCACCAGGUACGUGUAUGAAACAACAAUUUUUAUUUUUGUCUAUAUUGGUACUUGGACCAAGAAUUCCAACAAAGAGGAUAGAUGUGUAUUUGCAACCAUUGAUAGAAGAGUUGAAACAAUUGUGGGAGGUUGGGGUUGUAACGUAUGAUGCAUUCUCAAGGGAGAAUUUCAAUAUGCGAGCUAUGUUGCUAUGGACAAUAAGUGAUUUUCCCGCAUAUGUCAUGCUUUCUGGAUGGAGUACAAAGGGAAAAUUUGCAUGUCCAUGUUGUACUGAGUUUACUGAAGCAUUUUGGCUAUACCAUAGCAAAAAACAUAGUUGGUUUGAUAAUCAUAGAAAGUUCCUACCAAGUGAUCAUCCAUUUCGGUUUGAUAAUGUGAACUUUACUAAGGGAAAAUCAAUCUUCUAUGGCCCUUCCGUUAGCAAGAGAUGGUUCAUACUGCUAUGAUGAGGUCAGUUCCCUGAUGUCUGUGACUGAAGUAGGAGGUAUUGAGCAUAAUAAAAUAGUUGGACGAGAUAUUAGAUGGAAGAAACGUAGUAUAUUCUGGGAUCUCCCAUAUUGGAAGGAUUUGCUUAUACGACAUAAUCUCGACGUGAUGCACAUAGAGAAGAAUUUCUUUGAGAAUAUGUUUUAUACAAUUUUGGGGGUGCCAGGAAAAUUGAAGGACCAUGCUAAAGGGAGAAUGGAUAUGGAACAAAUUUGCCAUAGGCCGAGUAUGGAGAGGGACGGUAAUGGAAAAUUCCCUAAGGCUCCUUUUACUAUUUCAAGUGAGCAAAUGACAGUGUUAUGCAAUUGGGUUGAUUCACUGAAGUUCCCAGGUGGCUUUGCAUCUCGGUUAGGACGUUGCAUAGAAAUUGAAAAACUUAAAGUGUUUGGCAUGAAGAGUCAUGAUUGUCAUGUGUUUAUGCAACGUUUAAUUCCGAUUGCUUUUAGAGAGAUGUUACCUGCUUCGGUUUGGGAGGCAAUCACAGAGAUUAGCUUAUUCUUUCGUGAGUUAACAAGAAAGAGUAUCACCGUUUCUGACAUGGAGAAGCUAAAGGCAGAUAUUCCCAUUAUUCUAUGCAAGUUGGAGAAGAUUUUCCCACCAUCAUUCUUUGACCCCAGUGAACAUCUUGUAGUACAUUUACCAGAUGAAGCUUUGUGGGGCGGACCUCCACAGUAUCGUUGGAUGUAUCGUUUUGAAAACUUAGUGUCUUUUACUUUUUCUCUUUCAAUUACUAUAAUCUUUUAUAAAUUUGACUUCAUGUCUUAAGCGUUAUCAUUGACAUAGUUUCCUAGGAUCAGUGUUGAAGACAAAAAUUGGAAACAAGGCAAGAGUUGAGGCCUCGAUCAGGGAAGGUUAUUUGCAAAGUGAGAUGGGUACAUUUGCGAGUUACUAUUUCCCGGAGGAAGUGGUUACAAAAGAACGCCGUGUGCAUAGAUUGGAUGAUGGUUUCUUUAUUAAUGAGGAUGCUAGUGCUUCAAUUUUUGCACAAAAGGCAAAAGCAGUCGGUGCCCGCACGCGGCGACACAUGAACCAAAAUGAAUCCAGUGUAGUUCACUCGUAUGUGUUGCUAAACUGUGUAGAAAUCCAAUCAUUCCGAGAGAUGUUUAUCAAUACAACAAGAUUAACUGCUUCUGAGCAAGCCCAACUACAAGCGAACUUUCCUUUAUGGUUUUACCACUACGUGGAAAACGACACAAUAGAUCAUCCACGAUGGCUUCGUGCUUUAUCUAGAUUCCCCUCUCCAUAUGUGACUACUUACCAGACGCUUAACAUAAACGGCUAUAAAUUUAACACUAUUGAGCAUUCUGAAGACAGGGUUACAUGUAAUUGUGGGGUUAUGGUGAAGUGCACCGGUUUUGAUGGAUCGAGGCUCGAUUAGUAUGGAUUGAUACAAGAAAUUAUUCAGUUGGAAUAUCAAGAAUACAAGGUACUUGUUUUCAAAUGUAAAUGGUUUGAUCCUUCUGAUAGAGGUACACGAGUCCAUCCAUUAUACAACAUAGUUAAUGUACAAAUGCAACACGUACUUCGUACUCCAGAUUGCUAUAUUUUAGCAUCACAGGCCGAUCAAAUUGUGUAUGUACCGUAUCCGAGUGCAAAGAGGAAGGUCAACAGAUGGCAAUCUGUUGUUCAAUGCAUGCCCCGAGCUUUUAUUCCAUAUUAAUCAGUUUAUCAAAUGAGAUUUUAGUCCAUAUUACUCCGUAAUAAGUAAGAAUAUAUGCAAUACUUGACAGAUUAUAAUAGCAACCAAUUAACAUAUACAACUUAUUCAUGCUUAAUAAACACUUUUUUUUACAUUUCCAUAGUUUUCAAUAGCAACUUGCAGG